AUGUCUACAUCAGCAUCCACCUAAGAAAUAGGCGAACCCACAGCGUGACACGUCAGAAACUCACCGUUUCACUAAAGAGUGAUUUUAUGGUUACGGGCUUCUUCGCGGUGGGCUUCACGGUGCGUUUCUUUUGCGGCCCAUCGCCACAGUCUUCUACGGGAACCCUAAUCAGAUGCUUUCUUUCGUGUUCUUCGUUCGUCUUGAAUCGGCGCAGAGACUAUCUAGCUUCUGUAACGGUGAUUGUGGUUUAAUCGUCUUUAUUCCCCAUCCCACUACGAGUCUACCUCUUGCGCUGUCCGUCUGCUAGAUUUGUAUAAAUAUGCUGCAGCCUCUGGCGAUCCCUUUGAUGAAGCUGGUAUGGAUGAAAACUUCGGAGACGGAGAGCGAAGGGAGACUCUCCACUUUCAUCUUCAAUACUUUAAAACAUCAUCAUAUGGAUACUGCCCAAAACGGAGCCAGGUCUGGUGAUUUGAACAAUCAAAUCCGCCGUUCAAAGCCAACAAUGGAGUUUCAAGACUUUGUCAGGGACGGAUAUUCAGAAGGAAUCUUUUGCUCGAGCUUCCUUCCUGUCGGUUCGACUAAAUUACUCCUCCUUUACGAGAUAUUGUGGAUCUCAACCUGUAAAAAGAUUUGCAGGCUAGCCGAUGUUCUUCAACCGUCAAGGUCUCUGAUUUUGGAAAGCGAACACAGUGGAGAGCUGACGGAUGUGGACAUGCUCCUGCUAAGGUGAUUCUGUUUUUAAACAGUUUAUGAGCUAAGAACAGGUAUUUGAUCAUAAGAGUUGGCGUGUUUGGAGACGUUUGCAAUGAAAAGAGAUAAAUGCGCAAGAGAAUGGAUGCGGAUUAUGUUGAAUAUUAUGAAUCUUUGUGAAUUGGAUUUGUUAGGUUAGUGGGAAUAAUUGUUUUCAGAAAAAAAAAAGGUUAGUGAUAAUGAUGAUGAUGAUAGGUGGAAGGUGAUGAUGGUACAGUUGUCUUGAGAAACACCAAGUAUGGCAUGAUACGCUAGAUUUGAUCAAAAAGGGCAUGAUGCAGUUGAUAUACACAACAUUGUUGCUUUGAAAUCUAUCUUUUUUUAAUGUCUUUCUGCUAA
Messenger RNA from Raphanus sativus (radish), 1089 nucleotides. RefSeq lists its product as uncharacterized. Bases 320 to 730 code for a protein of 136 amino acids. Lineage: Eukaryota; Viridiplantae; Streptophyta; Magnoliopsida; Brassicales; Brassicaceae. The record is from RefSeq and is a predicted model, not a curated record. The transcript is spliced from 6 exons.